GCGCGCCGCGGGUGGGCGUGCGGGCGGACAGCCGUGGGCGCCCUCAUGUGCCAGCUCGGGGGCGCCGCUAUGUACAUGGGUCCCCUGGUGGUGAGGAGUCCGGGCGAAGGGAUCACGCCAGAGGAUAUCCGGGGAGACAUCAUGACCCUGAUGUAUAUCCACUGCGGGGUGGCGGCCGGCCUCCUUCUCGCCGUGAUCAUCUACUUCCCCGCCCGCCCCCCCUCGCCCCCCUCUGUGACGUCAGCUGAAGACAAGCCCAGUUUCCUCAGCGGCAUCAAGAGCAUCGCCAAGAACGUCCAGCUCCUGUUGGUCCUGGGCGUGUACUCGUUCUCCUUCGGCGUCCCCGUCGUCUGGAUCGGCGUCCUCACCUUCUCGCUCAGAGUCAUCGACAUUCAUCAGGAGCAGGCGAUGGGGGUGGCCGUGGUGGCCGUGUGCAUGUCCAGCGUGGCCGCCUUCAUCAUCGCCCGAAUCACAGACAAAGUGUACGGCCACCUCAGGGUCACCAUCAUUGGCCUCCUGCUGGCCUCCGGUGCCUGCUUCCUCUGGUUCGUCCUCAUCUCGACCGGGGUGAUCGUGCCCUCCCUCAUCCAAGUGUACAUGUCAGUGGCGGGAGGCGUGUCCUUCGAGUAUGCCUCCGUCCCGCUGCUCGUGGAACUGGCGGUGGAGCUCGGCUAUCCGAUCCCCGAGAGUGUCACGGGCGCCGCGCUCACCUUCCUGUUCAAUGUGGUGGCACUCGUGUUCCUCGGCCUCUUCCAGAUUCCGAGCGACUACAUGUGGGUCAGCUACGUGCUCCUAGCCUGCGUCUCCCUCACUAUCAUCCCCCUGAUGUUCGUGAAGGAAACGCACAAGAGAUCGGAGGCUGACAGGAAGGAGAUCAGCCAUAAUGCUGGGAGCGCCUCGAAUCCGACGGCGUAAUAGUAAUACUCCAUUACAGUGGAAUGCCUACACUGCCUGUUAUUUAUAAUGAGAGGGAAGAAAAGGUUGUUUACAGAGAGAGAGAGAGAGAGAGAGAGAGAGAGAGUGAGUGAGUGAGUGAGUGAGUGAGUGAGUGAGUGAGUGAGUGAGUGAGUGAGUGAGUGUGUGAGUGGGUGAGUGAGUGAGUGAGUGAGUGAGUGAGUGAGUGAGUGAGUGAGUGAGAGAGAGAGAACGAGAAUAAAUGACUAAAUAAUUUUGGAACCCACUGUCAGACGAAGCAUGUUGUCUGUCAGUCGUCGCACAAUAGAUAUCUUUGUAUAUGCCAUUUCUAUGUAUUAUACACAUAUUAGUUUGUAUUCGAAGCCAAUUAACAAAAUAUCCUGAAACAUCACCUCCAGUUAUGUUGACCGAAAGGGAGAAGAGGUUGAAUACUUUAAAUAAAUCAUCAACUUCGUAUCUAAUGUCAUAGUAUCUUUGAAUAACUUAUAUUAUUAUAUGUUAUCUGAUGUAUUUAUUAAGUAAAUAUCGCAAUGUUUAACCUCUUGAAAAUAAAAUAAUAUUUUUUAUGUGACAUAAAUGUAAAUAUUUCUAACCCUGUACAUUUUGUUGAUACAUGGAAUAAUAUAGUAAUUGUAUGUUUAUACACACGUGGGUGUGUAUACAUAUGUAUGUAUA
Messenger RNA from Penaeus indicus, 1590 nucleotides. Its product is annotated as solute carrier family 49 member 4 homolog. Lineage: Eukaryota; Metazoa; Arthropoda; Malacostraca; Decapoda; Penaeidae. Gene Ontology annotation, cellular component: intracellular membrane-bounded organelle; membrane. Bases 46 to 915 code for a protein of 289 amino acids. The transcript has 6 exons. The record is from RefSeq and is a predicted model, not a curated record.